Grosmannia clavigera kw1407 is the source of this 1350-nucleotide messenger RNA. Its product is annotated as pyruvate dehydrogenase kinase. Bases 1 to 1350 code for a protein of 449 amino acids. Gene Ontology annotation, molecular function: pyruvate dehydrogenase (acetyl-transferring) kinase activity. Lineage: Eukaryota; Fungi; Ascomycota; Sordariomycetes; Ophiostomatales; Ophiostomataceae. The transcript has 4 exons. Gene Ontology annotation, biological process: regulation of glucose metabolic process; protein phosphorylation. The record is from RefSeq and is a predicted model, not a curated record. Gene Ontology annotation, cellular component: mitochondrion.
AUGUCGUGGAAGAAGACGGAACGCCUGAUGGACACCAUCAUGCAUUAUGCAAGCUUCCCUGCCACCGGCGUGAGCUUGCGGCAGAUGGUCCAAUUCGGCGAGAGGCCGUCUGUGGGUACCCUCUUUCGUGCUUCCCAGUUUCUGGCCGAAGAGCUGCCUAUCCGGCUGGCACACCGCGUCGAAGAGCUCGAAAACCUCCCCGACGGUCUGGGCGACAUGCCAUCCGUCCGAAAGGUGCAGGACUGGUACGCACAAUCCUUUGAGGAGAUCACCACGCUGCCAAGACCGGACCUGAACAGAGAAACACGCGAACGGCUGAUGCGACCCGGACGGACGGGUGGCAAGAAUGGCUUGGUCCUGUCCGAGGCGACAAAGAACCCGAGCGUCGAGGACGGCCAGUACAGCUCGCAGUCGCCGCUGCUGACUGGCGAUGCCCACCACGGCCACAGCCAUGGUCACGUCACCAGCGUCUUCAAGAAACACACGGGCGCGCGGCGCUACUUUGCCCUCGUCGACGACACCAGCGACUGGCCGUCGGAGCUGCACCUGUACAACCAGCGAUUUGCCCAAACGCUCAACAAGAUCAAGCGGCGGCACGACGGCGUCGUCACCACCAUGGCCCAGGGCAUCCUCGAGUACAAGCGACGGCGCCAGCGCAUGCAGAUCGACCACACCAUCCAGUCCUUCCUCGACCGCUUCUACAUGUCGCGCAUCGGCAUCCGCAUGCUGAUCGGCCAGCACAUCGCCCUGACCGACCAGAGCCACCACCGCGACCCGACCUACGUCGGCAUCAUCUGCACCAAGACCAACGUGCACGACCUGGCCCAGGAGGCCAUUGAGAAUGCCCGCUUCGUGUGCGAGGACCACUACGGCCUGUUCGAGUCGCCCAAGAUCCAGCUCGUCUGCAACCCGAACCUCAACUUCAUGUAUGUGCCGGGCCACCUGUCCCACAUGCUGUUCGAGACGCUCAAGAACUCGCUGCGCGCCGUGGUCGAGGCCCACGGCCAGGACCGCGACGAGUUUCCCGUCACCAAGGUCAUCGUCGCCGAGGGCCGCGAAGACAUCACCAUCAAGAUCUCCGACGAGGGCGGUGGCAUUCCCCGCUCGGCCAUCCCGCUCGUCUGGACCUAUAUGUACACCACCGUCGAUCGCACGCCCAAUCUAGACCCGGACUUUGAUAAGAGCGACUUCAAAGCACCCAUGGCCGGCUUCGGCUACGGCCUGCCUAUUUCAAGGCUGUAUGCGCGCUACUUUGGCGGCGAUCUGAAGCUGAUCAGCAUGGAAGGCUAUGGCACCGACGUCUACCUGCACCUCAACCGGCUGUCCAGUUCAUCGGAGCCGCUGCAAUAG